This is a messenger RNA of Strongylocentrotus purpuratus (purple sea urchin), 2903 nucleotides long. It is a transcript of the gene slc35d1, whose product is annotated as UDP-glucuronic acid/UDP-N-acetylgalactosamine transporter. Gene Ontology annotation, cellular component: Golgi apparatus. Bases 34 to 1035 code for a protein of 333 amino acids. Gene Ontology annotation, molecular function: antiporter activity; GDP-fucose transmembrane transporter activity. The transcript has 11 exons. The record is from RefSeq and is a predicted model, not a curated record. NCBI's taxonomy places the organism in Eukaryota, Metazoa, Echinodermata, Echinoidea, Camarodonta, Strongylocentrotidae.
AAGCUACCAUAUAUCAUAUUUUAAAACACAAGAAUGGCUGGUGAAGGAGGCAACUCAAUGGGGGACUCCCCCUCUCGUUCGAGCCGAUUUCUGGCAGCUGUAUUUUAUGGAAUAUGUUCGAUUAUGAUUGUGUUUAUCAACAAGUCAGUCCUGACAACUUACAAAUUUCCUUCGUUCCAGAUGGUUGGCUUGGGCCAGAUGCUGUCAACAAUUGUCAUACUAUUCAUAGGUAAAAGUUUGGGCAUCAUCAGCUAUCCUGAUUGGAACUGGCAUAUUCCAAAAAAGAUAUUUCCGUUGCCUCUUAUCUACAUCUUGAAUCUUGUGUUUGGAUUAGGAAGCACACAACGUCUCAAUCUUCCCAUGUUUACAGUACUGAGGAGAUUUUCCAUCCUCUUCACCAUGAUUGCAGAAUUCUUAAUUUUAGGAGUAAGAGCUUCAACCAAGGUCCAGGUGGUCGUUAUUUCUAUGAUUAUUGGUGCUAUCAUUGCAGCAAGCGAUGACUUGGCCUUUGAUGCAUUAGGGUAUUUCUUCAUUCUAACCAACGAUGUCUUCACAGCAGCGAACGGGGUGGUCAUGAAGAAGAAACUCAAUUCUAAGGAGCUGGGGAAGUACGGUAUCCUGUACUACAAUGCCAUCUUCAUGUUCCUCCCUACCCUGGCCGUGUCCUACUUCACAGGCGAUCUUGACAGGGCCAUGGCGUUCCAGAGCUGGGGAGAUACCACGUUCCAAGUUCUCUUCUUCCUCUCGUGUGUGAUGGGGUUUGUGUUGAUGUAUUCAAUAGUAAUGUGCACCAGUCUCAACUCAGCAUUAACGACAACCAUUGUAGGCUGUCUAAAGAAUUUGUGUGUGACAUAUGCAGGGAUGUUCAUAGGAGGGGACUAUAUUUUCAGUUGGACAAACUUCAUUGGGCUCAACAUCAGUGUGUUUGGAAGCAUAGUAUAUUCUUACUUCACGUUCAUUGAGAAACAACCACCAUCUAAACCAGAACAGACAGCUCAGAAAGGCAGUGUGGAGAAUGGGACGAUUAGAGUAUGACCCAUGCUGGACCACGCCACAUCUAGACCUGGGGCCCGUUUCACAAAGCCUUUUUUCAAUGACAAAUGACAAAAUCAGUGACAAAUCUACUGAUAACCAAUCAGAAGCAAGGAUUUCACUAGCCUAUAACAAAAACUGUCAUUUGUCACUGAUGACAAGUUUUGUGAAAUGCCCCCAGGUCUAUAAGUGAAUGCAUGGACCUACAACGAUAAUUCAAAAGGUAUGGUUCAGGCAGGACCAGCCAUCCUGGACCUGGUUUAUCAGAUAUAGAACUACCACUUAAUAGAUGUAGAAGGAGUCUAGUAAAGCAUGAACCAGGCUGGACCAUCCCCGGCUAGACCUGUUCUAUCAGUGGUUUGUUGGACCUACAACAUUCUUGACCCUGUCGGAGAUGACGAUCGGUUGUAGAACUUCCAUUGCAUGGACCUAUACUCAAUUGUAGAUGUGGCCAGUAACAUGGGACAAAAUAGCUUGGACCAGCCCAUUAAUAAGGCUGGAUAUAUAUGUUGUGCGGGAAAUGUGCACUCCUAAGGUGCAUGUUGUUUUGUUAGCCGGUAGUGGCCAUGGUAUUAUAGGUGAUGAAUUGCAUUUUACAAUCGUAUUUUAGGUUUUUCCUGGCGAUGCUUUAUUGCUGCAAUCUGAAGUUGAAACUCAUGUUCAGUUUUGGUAAGUCCUCCAAAACUCCUCGUCAAAUUUUAUACUACCUUGUAAGUCCCGUCAGCUUUCCCUCCAAACUAUGAGUAGUACAUGUUUCUUCUGAAUCUCUGUUAUAUGUAUAUGAUUUUUUUAAAUAAUUUAGAAACCAUCCUGGGAUGAACAAAUUCUAAUGACAGUAACCUGCACUACUCACAUGUAAACCUAUGGCAACUGUGAGUAUACGCUACAGUUGACACACACCUUGUCUCUUAGAGCGCUGAGAUUAAUCCAUCAGGGUGGAAGGGUCCUAGCAUAGGGGAGUGUAUAGCCUUUAUCUAGCAUUCCCUGCAGAUAUUUACACUAGUCUACAUGUACAAUUCACCGGAAAUCAUGGAUAGCAUACUAAAUGAUUUCACACAUGUAUCUUUUGAUUCAAGGAUAACCCCAUGAGACUAUAUAUUUAACAUUUUUCUUUCCAAUUUUCUUUUGCUACCUUAAUUGUACAUGAGCUGUUAAAUAUAGACUGAUUCUUUUUACUACAAAAGACAUUUUACAUUUUGAAAUUCAACUUCAAAGAGGCUCAAGUUUGGUGAUGGGAAUACAUAAAAGUUAUGGGUGACAGUGAAGUUUGCAAAUGUUUACUGGUAUGUUACCUGAGAAUCUUAUCACAGUUGCAGGUUUCAGGCUUAUGCCUUUUUGAUGCGAGAUCGUGUAGGGUAAAUAUUUAAGAUAAGGCUGUAAUCCCGUGUGACGUUUUAAAUAAUGAUUGUCUUUAAUAUAUUUAUAUGACAGAAUAUAAAUACAUGUACAGUUUAUCAUGUGUGUGCAAGUGUACAUAAAAUUUGUAUAUAUAUCAUAUGAAUAAUGAAAAUGCAUGAAAUGACAAUUGAGCCCUACCAACUCUAUUUUAAUGAUUUCAAGAUCAGAUUUUGUAUUUUUCUACAUUGCCAAAGCUGAUAUGAAAAGACAUGUAUAUGAGUCGAAAAUUCUGAAUAUACUAUGCUCUAAUGAAGGAUUUUUGUUUAAUUUUAGGGGUGAAUACAGUGUUUGUUUACAAUAGAUUCAUAGACUGGUGGUAUGCAUGCAUUAUUUCUUUAGAUAUUCUGUAUAUGCAAUGUAGGGUACAUACAGGGUAUAUUUGCAUUUUUUAUAUUUUUUAACCUUGCACCUUGAGUGAUGUCUUUGGAUAACAUUCAUGCUACCUUCCACAACCAAUGUGCACAGUUUUACAU